CAAGUGGCACUGGCAAUAAAGAGUCAGAUAAAAAACCCAAAGGUGGGACAUACAUUUUAUUAUUCAAUAUUAUUUCACGUUAAAAUGUAAUCUUCUUCAAACCCGCACAAAUUAUUUAUAUAUUAACUUCAUCAUAGCUGUUAACUAGUUGUACAAUUUUAACUGAUUAUUUUGUCUAAACCUCACCCCCAAGGGUGUUAGUGUACGUGUUUAACUGAUGGUAUUUUCAUACGUAUGUUCUCAAUAAUAAGACCUUGCAUUUCGGGUUUCCUUCUAAACUAAAUUUCAAACAGUAUGAUAAAAUGAUUUUAGAAAAAUCGUUCAAAAAAUUUAAGGCUAUAAUUUUAAACAAGUAUAUUGUAACAAAUUGAAUACUAAAUAGUUACAAUAAUAUAAACAUCUAACGUAAUGUAGAAGUAGAGUUAUACAAGUUAGUAGAUACAUAUAACAAGAAAUUAUAAAUAUCGUAACAUAUCAUGAAUACUCUAUAUAUUAUACAUCUUGGUCCAUUAGCUUCGAUUAUAUUCUUUGCAACUGACAAAUGCUUUUGACAAGAAUCUGAAUGACGAUUGAUUUGAUUAUUUACUCAAAAGCUAUUUUAAAAUUAAUUUUACAAAAUUGACUUCACUAUUUAAAUCGGUACGCUUAAACAAAAUAGUACAUCAAAUGCUUGUUAUUUGCUAUGUACUUUUAAAAUUGAAAUUCUUUGCUGCCAAUAUUAUUUAAUUUAAAAAAAAAUCAUCAUGAAAUAGGUAUUUACAUUUUUUUUUUGAAGAAACGACAUUUCAAUUUUGCUUUUAUCAAUGUUUUCUUUUUAAAAUUUUCAACAGAAGACAGAACCAGAACAAGUGGCACUGGCAAUAAAGAGUCAGAUAAAAAACCCAAAGGUGGGAAAUACAAUUUUUUUAUUCAAUGUUAUUUCAAGUUAAAAAGGGAUCUUCUUCAUCCCAGCACAAAUUAUUUAUAUAUUAACUUCAGCAUAGCCGUUAACUAGUUGUACAAUUCUAACUGAUGUUUAAUUUUGUAUUUUUGUAAAACCACGAUCAUUCUGGCUCUGGGUUUGUAUUAGAAUUUACCUGCUUUUAGAUGAGUUGCUGCCCAAGACUAACAAGUCCCCAUCCAUCCAGGGUGCAAGGGAGGUUUGCUUUGGUGGGGAUUUAACUCCAGACCACCAGCUAUGUUUUAGUCAGUUUAGACCGGCUUGCCACCCAGCACCCAGUUUAUUACUUUGCAAAAUGCAUCAAGAAGAUCUUAGCGUGAUUUUAACGCUUCCAACUGGUUAAUGAAUCAAUCCAACAUAUGAUUGACUAAAAGGAUAAUUUAAAUUAAAUAUUAUGUAAAAAAUUAAUGAUAUGGAAAUUUUCCACAAAAACAUUGGGACAGUGACGUUAUUAAUGUUGGAGUUCCCGUUGCAGUGAAAUCAUAAUGUCAAACCCUUCAUGCUUUCCCGAGUUCCCCUUCUCUCAUGGCCUUUAUUGUGGAGCAGCCACGUUCUUUUUUAUGAUCAAUGACGAUUUGUUAUGAAACCUGUCUCAAGUGAACAAUGUUAGAUAUGUUGAUGCCAAUUUAGGAGUUACUAAAUAAGAUGGUUCUACUCGGUGUAGUCAGAAAAUAUCGCACAACCCUUGCCAUGAUAUCUUAAUACGCUACCAUUGUUUAUGUUUAUCAUUAUUAUAAAGACAUAAAAUCAUGUCCCGCCCCAGGCGUCACGCAUUGUUUAAAUCCUUGGUGCUCUAUUAUAUUUUAAACUGCUAAAAAUGGAUUGGCGGUGGCUAUUUCUAAUUUUAAAUGGUUAUUUUGUCUAAACCUCACCCCCAAGGUUGUUUGUGUACGUGUUUAACUGAUGGUAUUUUCGCACGUAUGUUCUCAAUAAUAACACUUUGUAUUUCGGGUUUCCUUCUAAACUAACUUUCCAACAGUAUGAUAACAUUAUUUUAAAAAUCGUUCAAAAAUUUUUAAGGCUAUAAUUUUAAACAAGUAUAUUGUAACAAAUUGAAUACUAAAUAGUUACCAUAAUAUAAACAUCUAGCAUAUUGUAGAAGUAGAGUUAUACAAAUUAGUAGAUACAUAUAACAAUAAAUUAUAAAAUAUCGUAACAUGUCAUAUAUACCCUAUAUAUUAUAGAACUUGGUCCAUUAGCUUCGAUUGUAUUCUUUAUACCAAAACUUUACGAAGCACCUGUGAACCUUGCCUUUUUAAUAUGCUAGUAACAAAUCUAAUAUUUUAAAGCUGCUAUUAAUGAGCAUUAAAUCGCUGACAUCAUGAUGAAGUUAAAAUAAUCAGUAUAUAUUUUUCUUUUUGGUGCACAAAUGGCAUUGAUAUUCAAACUAUUUUAACUGACAAUUUGAUCGAUAAAUCUCUAAUGACCUAUAAGGCAUUGAAGCGUUUAGUCUUUUUAUAAUGUUGCAACUGACAAAUGCUUUUGACAAGAAUAUGACUGACUAUUGAUAUUAUUAUUUACUCAAAAACUAUUUUAAAUUAAUUUUAAAAAAUUGACGUUACUAUUUAAAUCGGUACGCUUAAACAAAAUAGUACAUCAAAUGCUUCUUAUUUUGGUAUGUACUUUUCAAAUUGAAAUUCUUUGCUUCCAAUAUUAUUUAAUUUAAAAAGAAAAUCAUCAUGAAAUAGGUAUUUAAUUUUUUUUUUGAAGAUACCACAUUUCAAUUUCGCUUUUAUCAAUUUUUUCUUUUUAAAAUUUUCAACAGAAGACAGAACCGGAUCAAGUGGAACUGGCAAUAAAGAGUCAGAUAAAAAACCCAAAGGUGGGACAUACAUUAUAUUAUUCAAUAUUAUUUCACGUUAAAAUGUGAUCUUCUUCAACCCCGCACAAAUUAUUUAUAUAUUAAUUUCAGCAUAGCCGUUAACUAGUUGUGGAAUUCUAACUGAUGUUUUAUUUUUUAUUUUUGUGAGACCACGAUCAUUCUGGCUCUGGGUUUGAAUUAGAGUUUUUAGAUGAGUUGCUGCCCAAGACUAACAAGUCCCAUCCAUCCAGGGUACAAUGGAGGUUGGCUUUGGUGGGGAUUUAACUCCAGACCACCAGCUAUGUUUUAGUCAGUUUAGACCGGCUUGCCACCCAGCACCCAGUUUAUUACUUUGCAUAAUGCAUCAAGAAGAUCUUAGCUUGAUUUUAACGCUUCCAACUGGUUAAUGAAUCAAUACAACAUAUGAUUGACUAAAAGGAUAAUUUACAUUAAAUAGUAUGUAAAAAAUUAAUGAUAUGGAAAUUUUCAACAAUUACAGUUUGACAGUGACGUCAUUAAUGUUGGUGUCACCAUUGCAGUGAACUCAUAAUGUCAAACCCUCCAGGCUUUCCUGAGUUCCCCUUCUCUCAUGGCCUUUAUUGUGAGGCAGCCACGUUCUUUUUUAUGAUCAAUGACGAUUUGUUAUGAAACCUGUCUAAAGUGAACAAUGUUAGAUAUGUUGAUGCCAAUUUUGGAGUUACUAAAUAAGAUGAUUCUACUCGGUGUAUUCAGAAAAUACCACACAACCCUUGCCAUGAUAUCUUAAUACGCUUCCAAUGUUUAUGUUUAUCAUUAUUAUUAAGACAUAAAAUCAUGUCCCACCCCAGGCGUCACGCAUUGUUUAAAUCCUUGGUGCUCUAUUAUAUUUUAAACUGCUAAAAAUGGAUUGGCGGGGGCUAUUUCUAAUUUACAAUGGUUAUUUUGUCUAAACUUCACCCCCAAAUGUGUUAGUGUACGUGUUUAACUGAUGGUAUUUUCGUACAUAUGUUCUCAAUAAUAACACCUUGCAUUUCGGGUUUCCUUCUAAACUAACUUUCCAACAGUAUUAUAAAAUGAUUUUAGAAAAGUCGUUCAAAAAUUUUUAAGGCUAUAAUUUUAAACAAGUAUAUUGUAACAAAUUGAAUACUAAAUAGUUACAAUAAUAUAAACAUCUAACAUAAUGUAGAAGUAGAGUUCUACAAAUUAGUAGAUACAUAUAACAAUAAAUUAUAAAAUAUCGUAACAUAUCAUGAAUACUCUAUAUAUUAUACAUCUUGGUCCAUUAGCUUCGAUUGUAUUCUUUAUACCAAAACUUAAUGAAGCACCUGCGAACCUUGCCUUUUUAAAAAGCUAGUAACAAAUCUAAUAUUUUAAAGCUGCUAUUAAUGAGCAUUAAAUCGCUGACAUCAUGAUGAAGUUAAAAUAAUCAGUAUAUAUUAAUUUUCUUUUUGGUGCACAAUAUGGCAUUGAUAUUCAAACCCUUUUAUCUGACAAUUUGAUCGAUAAAUCUCUAAUGACAUAUAAGGAAUUGAAGCUUUUUAUAGUUUUGCAACUGAAAAAUGCUUUUGACAAGAAUCUGAAUGACGAUUGAUUUGAUUAUUUACUCAAAAGCUCUUUUUAAAAUUAAUUUUACAAAAUUGACGUUACUAUUUUAAUCGGUACGCUUGAACAAAAUAGUACAUUAAAUGCUUGUUAUUUGGUAUGUACUUUUAAAUCGAAAUUCUUUGCUUCCAAUAUUAUUUAAUUUUUAAAAAAUCAUCAUGUAAUAGGUAUUUACAUUUUUUUGAAGAAUUGACUUUUCAAUUUUGCUUUUAUCAAUUUUUUUUCUUUUUAAAAUUUUCAACAGAAGACAGAACCAGAUCAGGUAGAACUGGCAAUAAAGAGUCAGAUAAAAAACCCAAAGGUGGGACAUACAUUUUAAUUAUUCAAUAUUAUUUCACGUUAAAAUGUGAUCUUCUUCAACCCCGCACAAAUUAUUUAUAUAUUAACUUCAGCAUAACCGUUAACUAGUUGUACAAUUCUAACUGAUGUUUUAUUUUUUAUUUUUGUGAGACCACGAUCUUUCUGGCUCUGGGUUUGAAUUAGAGUUUGUCUGCUCUCAGAUGAGUUACUGCCCACGACUAUCAAGUUCCAUCCAUCCAGGGUGCAAGGGAGGUUGGCUUUGGUGGGGAUUUAACUAAAGACCACCAUCUCUGUUUGAGUCAGUUUAGACCGGCUUACCACCCAGCACCCAGUUUAUUACUUUGCAUAAUGCAUCAAGAAUCUUAGCUUGAUUUUAACACUUCUAACUGGUUAAUGAAUCAAUACAACAUAUGAUUGACUAAAAGGAUAAUUUACAUGAAAUAUUAUGUAAAAAAUUAAUGAUAUGGAAAGUUUCCACAAGAACAUUUGGACAGUGACGUCAUUAAUAUUGGUGUCACCUUUGCAGUUAACUCAAAAUGUCAAUCCUCCAGGCUUUCCCGAGUUCCAUUUCUCUCGUGGCUUUUAUUGUGGAGCAGCCACGUUAUUUUUUAUGAUCAAUGACGAUUUGUAAUGAAACCUGUCUAAAGUGAACAAUGUUAGAUAUGUUGAUGCCAAUUUUGGAGUUACUAAAUAAGAUGGUUCUACUAAGUGUAGUCAGAAAAUACCACACAACCCUUGCCAUGAUAUCUUAAUACGCGUCCAUUGUUUAUGUUUAUCAUUAUUAUAAAGACAUAAAAUCAUGUCCCGCCACAGGCGUCACGCAUUGUUUAAAUCCUUGGUGCUCUAUUAAACUGCUAAAAAUGGAUUGGCGGGGGCUAUUUCUAAUUUACAAUGGUUAUUUUGUCUAAACCUCACCCCCAAGGGUGUUAGUGUACGUGUUUAACUGAUGGUAUUUUCGUACGUAUGUUCUCAAUAAUAAGACCUUGCAUUUCGUGUUUCCUUCUAAACUAACUUUCCAACAGUAUGAUAAAAUGAUUUUAGAAAAAUCGUUCAAAAAAUUUUAAGGCUAUAAUUUUAAACAAGUAUAUUGUAACAAAUUGAAUACUAAAUAGUUACAAUAAUAUAAACAUGUAGCAUAAUGUAGAAGUAGAAUUAUACAAAUUAGUAGAUACAUAUAACAAGAAAUUAUAAAAGAUCGUAACAUAUCAUAAAUACUCUGUAUAGUAUACAUCUUGGUCCAUUGGCUUCGAUUAUAUUCUUUAUACCAAAACUUAAAGAAGCACCUGUGAACAUUGCCUUUUUAAUAUGCUAGUAACAAAUCUAAUAUUUGAAAGCUGCUAUUAAUGAGCAUUAAAUCGCUGACAUCAUGAUGAAGUUAAAAUAAUCAGUAUAUAUUAUUUUUGAUUGUUUUAAAAGACAAAAACAAACUUGAAAGCAUUAUUUAACUUUUUUUUUAAAUAGAAAAUUUUGAUUACCGUCAUUUGAUGUUGUUAAUAGAUUAUACAAUCCUGAUUUCCUUAAUGAUUAUAUUAAAUAUCUGCCAUUCAGAACCCAAGUGUAAAGAAGUGACCAUUGAAAGCAUUAACCUUCAGCCCAAAGAAAUUCAGUUGGACGGUAAAGUGGUCUCAAUCAAGGUCUCUAAACAAAUAUCAAUAAUUCCCUGCACAUCUGGAUUGACUUUUGGCUCCAAUGACAACAAAGUUUUUGCUCUCCUUGGAUGCCGUGGCGUGUUCAGUGUGUGCAUUCAGGAGAAAGAAGGUGAGUGUGCAUUUAGGGGCAAGAAGGAGGGUGUGCAUUCAGGGGCAAGAAGGAGGGUGUGCAUUCUAGGCAAGAAGGUGGGUGUGCAUUCAGGGGCAAGAUUGAGAGUGUGCAUUCAGGGGCAAGAAGGUGGGUGUGCAUUCAGGAGCAAGAAGAUGAGUGUGGAUUCAGGAGAAAGGUGGUCGUGCAUUCAGGGGCAAGAAGAUGGGUGUGUAUUCAGGAGCAAGGAGGUGAGAGAUACUUUCAAAAGACCUUGCCUUGUUAAAUUAGACUUAGCUAGCUUAAUAAUAUAAGACAUAUUUCAAAAUCAGGAGCAGACAAACUCAAACCAUAAGCAAACAAAUAUACGAAAGUAAAUAUAGAAAAAUAAUAUACUGAACAAAAACUAAAUAAAUCGGUUUGGUUUGUUUGUGCUUUACAAUGCAACUAUAUAUGGACAAAUGUACCAAAUAAACAUAUAGGUUAUACGACAUUUUAAUUUACUUUUAUUAAGUUGGAAUGACCACAUUAUAUUUGUUCUUUAUUUUUUCAUUAUCAAAUAUAUUGAGCAAGCAAAUUAACUGUCAUUAAACAGACUAUUAAUUUUUAAUACCGGGUGUUAAGAGACCUGAGCAAGAGAAUAUAACAAAUAAAUUUUUUUUUAAAAUUAAAAAUUCUUUUUGUUUUAGCCCCAGAGCCAAGCAGCAACGCUAAAUGUAAUCCACCCUUUUCUAAUGUGUAUGGCUACUGUGUCAUUGUAGAGAGGGAUGCCGAGAGGUAAGUUGAAACCUAAAGACAUUCACUAUCAUCUGGUACCUGUCCACUCUUUCAUAUUGGAGUAUUUAUAGAAAAAAAGAUGUAGAAGUAUCUUGCAUGCUUUAAAUAAACUCCUGAUUUAAUAUCGAUAUUAAAACAUAUGAAUUCAAUUUAAAAUAUUGCAAUGUAGAGAAACAAACUUUAAAAAAAAAUGUUUUUUUAACCCUCUAUUACGCAAUUUUAGUUUUUUAUGGAAAAAAAUUUUUUGAUGGCAUACUUCAUAGUUAUUGGACUUAAAUAAACAUAAUAUGCAAGAAAAAUAAUUUUUUAAAAUGAAAUAAUGAUUUUAUUGGUAUGUUGCCAUAUGGCAACAGUGCGUCUUAAAGGUCAGAAAAGUAAAACUGAACAAGAAAAGGAAACGAUAACAAUAAUAUUUGUAAAAGGUGAAUAUUUAAUCGUUUACACAAACAAUGGUUCUCAGUACUUAGUUUACAAGCAUAUCUUCAUAUUAUGCUUUUAUAUCAUGAAAAAGAUCAUUAUAAAAAUCAUAUUUUAUAAGCAUUUUUUACACAAAAAUAUAGAAAAUCAUGUAAUCAAUAUAUAGAGCAUAUAGAGGGACAGUAAAUAUUUAUAUACAUAUGUGAAAUGCAGGUUUAAUGCUGGUGGAACUGUUUGAAGCAAUGUCAACUUUACAUUAUGCACAUUUUAUUCUUGAAAAUUCUUUUCAACCUGGUCUCUUGCAUCUUCCUUUGUUUUCAAGUGGCUCAGGAAAGUGCCAAAUAUAAUCAGCUCUUACUGGUAAGGGUGGAAAAGCUGCAAUAGGACCACUCAAAUUUUUAGCUGUAAGUUGAGGCUCUAUAUCCAAUAAAGGACUGCCAAGUUUCCUAAACCCUGCUUUACCUUCUUUCAUUAGGCAUAUGGCCAUCUUGGUGUUGAAAUCAAGUACACCGAGGAUAUUUUUUGUCGCGAUUCGCAUUAGUACAAUCAGCCUAUAGAUCAGCCAUGCCAGCACAACUGCCAUACUGGUAUCCAGAAAGUGGAAUAUUAUACAGUGAUACUAUUUUUUGGACCUUACUGGUAUCCUGUAUACGGCCAACAGUGAAGCGAGAAGAUCCACACCACCCAUGAAUUUAUUGUAAACCAUGAUUACCGAUGGACAAGUUACCUAGAUUUCCCUUUUAGCCUUUUGUCCCAUCUUUUGACCCGUUUCAUGGGCUCAAUAGCAGCAAAUGUACUGAGUGUGGUUACCGCUCUAUUGUCAACCCAUUUGACUGGAAACAGAUCAACACCGUCAUGGUGGCAGGUUUUCAGAAUUGCGGAGCCCCUUCCAUUUCUUGCCAAGUCCUUAUCUGAAGGCAUUAUGCAAUUUUUAAGCCUAUUAGACCUUACAGUGCCAAUAGCUGCAUGUCAGCUUCAUCUCUGUGGUGUCAAAGCAAAUUUCUUGCAAAUAGUUUUGCCCGUGGUUGGAUUGCAGUGUCUAAAGAAUUACCAGGUGUGUCGUUAGUUUCACAGUCUGAGUCUGAUAUGGUUGAAGCUGAAAAGGGAAAUUUUAAAUAUUAUUUUUCAGUGUUUACUUUAACUUUUGGCUUGAAUGUUAUAUAAUUGUUUUUUUUUUAAAUAUUAGAGAUUAAAUGCAAUUUAAAAAAGUAUAUGAAAACAUACUUGUUGUGUUCUUGAGUCAAAGUUUCAUCUAUGUCAUCAUCGCGUGAAGAUAGCUCGGAGUCCUCAGGAAUAGAAGGAAUAUCCACAUUUUUAUUUUUUCCAUAAAAGCAUGAUGGUUCCAUGACUGCUUUGAUGUUUGGAUAUUUGAAUUCUAGAAGAAAAAAACAUUAUAGGAAACUAAUAAUUCCACACAAAAAAUAACUUACAAUAUAGACUUAUAUCUUGUAUAGUAUCUAUUCAUUUUUUUUUUAUAAAAAGAAUUGUAACAUUAAUUUAAAACCUGUUAAUUUGAUCAAAAUAUAAAAGGAUAACAUUAAUAUUAGAUAUGUAUAGAUAUUUCAUAAAAAAAAUAUUAUUCAGAUAGCUUAUAAUAAAUAAACUGAUUAUAUAUUGUAUGUUGCCAUUUGGCAACAAAAAAAUAAACACAAAAAAUUAACCACAUCGACGCACUGUUGCCAAUUGGCAACAUACCAUUUUUUUCGUAUGUCAUCCACCUAUGAUGACAAAUAUCAAACAUAAGCUCAUUUAAUAUCAGUUCAAACAUUAAAUUUAACAUUCUUUAUUUUUUAUAACAGGAAUUAUCAUUAUGUGAUAUAAAAAAACAGCUUGUACUUACUGGAUUCGGCGGAAAAAAUUGUAGUCAACUGUGACCGUCUAAAAUGUGUUCUUACAUAAAAACUGCAAAGCGAAAGUGAAGAGUUCUUCAGGAUAAAAGUUUGAAACCUCAUAAUUGAAAAGGGGAACCACUCCAACAAAUUAAAAAUUGGGCUUGCAGUACUAGCAGUAGUGUAAUUUCGCUUUGUUGCCAAAUGGCAACAUUGCGUAAUAGAGGGUUAACCCUUUAUCAUUAUUUCAUAUAUCAAAUUUAGUUUUGAGAUUGAUUAUAUGUAAUUGUUUAGAAUAUGUAUAAAUGUGAGAACACUUAACUAUUUUAAAUUAUUGUAUUCAUAUUAUUACGAAAUAUUAGUUCCUUGUUAUCAAACUUAUAUCUGUAUUCCUAUUGAACUCAGAACAUAUAGUGAUUCUGAAGCUAGAUGCUCUGAAUAUGGAGGCCAGCUUCUUGAUUUGGAGAAUGUAGUUUUCUCUGCUGCAGGAAUAAAGGAUUUUGAAAAACUGAAAGGUAAGCAAAAUCUAAUACAUUUUUUCUGUGGAAUAUAUCAAAAUAGUUAAGUGCCACAUGGCCUAAACCAGUGGUCGGCAAAUCGUGGCUCAAGAGCCAUAUGAGGCUCUUUAGUGACCUGAAAGCAGCUCGGCCAGAAAUCGGGUUUGACUCCGAAAAACAUGGUUCUUGACAGGUUCUUGAAAAGAAAUGUUGCGCUCAAUUUUUUUUUAAUCGCCCUGCGGCUGAUUUUAGGCUCUUUUGACUAAUGCGUUUACCGACCACUGCCCACUACGACAAUGCCGAACUUUUGUCAUCUGGUAUUGUAAUAUAACAAAAGGUCUUCACAUCUAACAGUUUAUUUCCACUAGGAGAAUCUGAUGGCACAAUGGUGCUACAAAUCAGUUUUAAUAACAACAAAAACUCCACAAAAAAAAACUAUUGAAUUGUUGUUGGAUGAGGCAAUAGAAAAACUCCAAGGCUGCUUAGAAAGUACUGAUCGGGAUAACUUUAUAAACAUUUACCCAGAUGUUGAUGAACUAACAAAAUUCUUAAAUUCAUAUAUUAUGCUCUAUGUAGAUGAAAGAGCUAUAUCACUUGUACAAAGACCCACCCGAAGUCGAAACAAUAAAAAAAAAGGCAUAAUGCGCUGGAAGGGCAUAUUGAAAUGAUGCCAGAUUGUAGAGCAGCUAUAGUGAUAUACAGACAGAAACCAAGGGGCAGACGACACACCAGUCGCCCAAGGCUGAGAUGGAUCGACAAUGUAGAGAAAGGCCUACACCAUUUGAGGUUCGCGCAUGGAGGCGGAAAGCCAUGGAUCGGCCCGAAUGGAGUGAUUUGGUGGAGCAGGCUAGGGCCCUACAUGGGCUGUAGCAGGGCCGGCACUAGGAGGGUGCGGAGCCUUGGGCUAAUUGAAUUUUGCGGCGCCGUUGAUGUUAUAUAUUCCGCCGAUAGGAUAUAAAGACACGUUAUAGUCGUAAUGGCGCCUUGCUGGUCAUAAUGGGACACGUCAUAACGGAUAUUUGUUCACUCGCUUAGUUUCCGAAAAUUUCUAUUUUUUCCUAUAACAGUUAAUUGCCCUGGCCCAAAUAACUCAUCGCGGCUCCAUUGUUACCAAUAUCAAAGUUGUCAAAACCAAGUAACGACGGCGACGCGCGAGUCUAAAAAAUUUUUUUUUUUUUUAAAUCACAUUAAUUAAGAUUUAAAAAAAAACGUUUUGAAUGAGUUUAUUUUCAGGAAGAUUUAGACUAUGAUUAGGAACGAAACAUGGUUAAAGUGAUUUAUUACGGCUCUUGUAAUUUUUUUUUAAUUUUUUUUUUUACAAGAAAGCCUCUUAACCCAUUAAUUAAAUAUCUGGAAAAAGCAGACAGUUCGCGCCUUGACGUCAUUUAUUUAAUCUCAAUAGGUUUAGGGUUCAGGAUAGGUUUAGGGAUAGGUUUAGGGUCCAGGUUAAGUUUCGGGAUAAGUUUAGACAGGGUAACCGUACUGUAAGGCUUGCAUGGGUCGUGGAAACUAAGAUGGCGGCCGUGGCGCGGACUGUCUGAAUUUACCACAUAUAUAAUAUAUAUAUAGGCCUAUAUUAUUUAUUAACAUCUUACUUACAGGCCGCAAGUACUUCAUUAAGGGUGGAAGCUUUGACAACAGCUUUGUGAGCGAGAUUGCAGAGAGAUUCAAAAUUCCAGUUGCUGAUUGCCAUUCUGCUUUAAAGUUAGUAAAAAAUCUAUGGUUAUAGGCCUUAUUGUUUUUUUUUUUUAAAUAUAUAAAAUUUCAUUUUCGUGGACAAGCUAAUGUAAUAUGAAUUCAGUCCUGCUGGUUCAAUGCUUCAAACCUUAACUUGGUUAUAAAAUAAAAACCUUCCACUGAUUUAAGAUUUUUUUUUUUUUUUUAAAUUUGAGUUGUUAAUAUAAAAUAAAUAUUUUUACCAUCGUGUAUGUUACAAUUCACAAUUGUCAUUAAUUAUACACUUUCUUCCAGACGUUUCUCUAACAAGGCUACUGUCAGUGAUCUGAACCGCCCUUCUGCCCUAGCUUCACUGUGCCCUAUUUUGGAUUUCAAAGAAACUAAUUCAGUACAGCUUGUAAAUUGUCAAGAAAAAUAUGGAGCCAUUUGUGUAGAAAGUAUGAAUUUAUUUAAUUGUUUAAAACUAUGUAGGCUAUUUAAUAACAACAUUCUCGAUCAAGGAGUGUUCAUUUAAAAUUUAGUUUUACACUGAAGUGGCGGGUUGGGGGGGGGGGGGGGGAAAAUUUUUUCAAAAAAAAUAAAUAGUUAUUCUAAGUAUUUUUGUUUGGAGGUGGAGAAUGGAACAAGAUAUGUAUUGACCGAACAGCUAUCCAGCCACCUGAUCACAUAACGAGUUAUAAAAAACAUCAAUCUAAAAUAAAAUUACGGGCCUAUUAUUAUCCACUUUUUGAACAAUGACUGGAUUUGAUAAUAAGAUUUCCUAAAAAUGUGAAGAUUUAUUAUUGAGUUAUUUGCCAAAUUGUAAUAGUUUAUUAUCAAAAUUAUUAUUGAAUAUUCAGCAAUGUUCUACAAAAUUUUAAACUAUAAUAUGUUUGUAUUGCUAAGAUUCAUAGUAAAUUCUUGAAUGUAUCACCACGUGACUGGAAUGACACACACACACAGAGUUAACUAGUCGAAUGUCUGGGUGGAAGGAGUAAGAGGAGUUGACUUCCACCGAGCAAAUCUCUAAAAAAAAUCUAAUUAAAUGAAAUAGAAAUAUUAUUUUCUUUUGCGUCUUAGCAAACUUUAAAUAACUUUAGUUGAAGUAGAAAUUUAGUUAACGUUCAUAAGAAUCCCCAACCCCACUUACCAACUAAGGCUGUAAUCAAACCCGUCUCACUAGAGUUUAUGUCUCAUGCCCUCAAGCGCAGGAUUAAUGCUGAUAUCCCUUAUUGUAAUAACAUGAGUAGCCUACUGACUAAACCUGGUGUUUUAGUUCAAAAUAGCAAUUUAAAUAUAAAAAAAAAAAUACAAAUCCUGUUUGCUGAUGGCAUGUGUACUAUUAGAACUUUAUUGAAAAAAAAAUAUCUGACAUAAUAAUUAAUUAGCAUCUGUGAAAGAAAAAAAAAACUUUAAAGACAAAGGAUUUUUUUUAAAAAGAUAAAAUGUUUGCUUACAGGUCCCAAAGAAGAUGGUGAUUGGACUCCAUUUAUCAACUCCAAUAAAGCAGAUAAGGAUGGGGAUGAUGAAAAUCUAUCCAACAUAGCUAAAUCUGUAGCUAAAGGCAUUUUGGUGAGUUAAUAUGUGAAACAAGAUAUUUUCAGAUUUUUUUUAAACAAGUAAUUAAAUAAAUUUGCUGAGCUUAUUGUAGGCCCUAAAUAUAAAUCCUUAAAAUUCAAGGAGCUUUAAGUUUAAGUCUCAUUUAUUUAUAUAUUUUUUGCAUAGGUUAAAUAAAAUGUCUUAAUAAGAAUCAGACCAUUAUAAACAUUAUCAUUUAUUAUAUUAUAUUUCUAAUUUUAUGAUAUUCAAGUUAUAAAAUUGAUGAAAAAAAAUAAUUAUUUAAUGACGUACUUUGACCUUGACAUUACUUGUUGCAUUUUAAGAGAAUUCAAUAAAUCAGUAUAAAACUUCUCUACAAUCUUCUUCAAGACUGGCAUUAAGCUGUGCAAGAACCCACUUGCUGUAAAGUGCAGAGCAGUCGGUACACAGACCUACUAUGACAAAUCAAAUACUAAUGGCUUGAAACUGGACAGAGCUUGUGACAAGAAUGGCAUUAAAUGUAGCAAUAAAAAACAGGACAAAGGAGUCACUUGUCCAGAUUUUGAAAUUCAGUUUCUAUGUCCAAAGCAAAGUAUGUAGUCCAUGUUUAUUAUUAUUAAUUUUUUUUAAACUUCGAUUUUCAACUUUUUUUUUUACUUUGAUUUUUAAUUUUUUUUUUUUUAAGACAAGAAACUAAAUAGAGUAAUAUCUGGUUACAAAUAAUGUUUUGCUAAUCAUAUUAAAUUUUGAGAUUUAAAAAAACACAGGGUUUUGGUAGACAUUUUCAUGAGUGUUUCUCAUCCAGCAACUGCUGAAUCUCAUUCACAGUUUUCAAACAAAACACCCUUUCCGCUGACUGUUAUUCAGUUGCAUAAAUCCAAUCAUUGUGUUUUGGGUAUCCCCUGAUCUACUUUUAUGUUUCCUUUCCUAAAGUAACUUUCCCUUAUAUUAUUUUGCACUUAUGGCAGGCAUAAGACUGCACAGUUAAUGAUAUGAAAAAGUGCUUUUAUUGUAUAAUGCAUUUAUUAUCUCCUUUCCAACUAAAUUCAUUUACCAAUCACUAACUUUCCAAAUAUCAAAAGGUUUCACAAAGAAUAAUCUGGCUUUAAAAAAAACACUGAGUCAUUGAAUGGACAGGGUUUCUUACAUUUGCAUUGUUUAAUUAAUAAUUAUAAUUAAAUAAUAUAUAUUUGUGAAUAUAUUUUUAAAAAAUGUUUCAGACAUCUAUGUUGUAAAUAUAUUCACUGAAAUAUAACUCUUAUAUAUACUUUUUUUUUAAAAACCCAAUGACAUUCGGUUUUUCAGCUCUGAAGGACUGUGCUGUUGAUAGUGUGAGGAGAGAGUGUGAACAGCAAAGAAAAGAAUGUGUCAUGUCCCCUCUAGGGGCAGUUUGUGUCAAGAAACAAAAAGAGAGGACAGGAAAGGAAGUUAUUGGAACUGAUGAGUGUACUAUCAACUCACAAACCUAUCGUAAGUGUGUGACCCUAAACCCAUCCCCCCCCCCCCGGCCACCAUAACCCACCCCCCCUCACUAUAUUUUCUCAUAGGGCCAUAUAGUUAAAAUAGAAAGAUGUAGAUAUGGUGGUCUUUUAAGUAAAAAAUAAAAGGCCAAACUUAUUAGCAUUAGUCUCUGUUAUUAAUUCUUUAAAAAGGUUGAUCAUAAGUAGCUUCACAUAAUUUAUGAUGUAGAUCAACAGCGUUGGCGGUAGCUUUGGAUAAAAGAAGAGAUCCCCAACUUCGAGUCUUUAAUGUAAAUUAUCUCAUAUGAAAUUUUAAAAUGUUUUAGGAAGAACACUCAAUACUUUUCCCCCCUACUUCCUAUUGCUGCGGUUACACAUUUCUUGCUGACCACAUAGAUAGGAAUGGGACACACUAGCUACGAAGCACUCCCCACCCCCUACUCAUCUUCCUGACUGCAACAACUUAUUUUUAUUUCAUUAAGCUGAAAAUGGUAUCUCCCUAAUCAUAAUACUUGUAUCAUUAUUGUUUAAUAUUUCAUGUUACGCCAAACUACCCAAACAAGAAAAUACAAAAACAAUAUUUUUUUUAAAAACAACAAUAAAAAAAAACAAACAACAAAAACACAACUUUAAUUAUUUUUUUUAAUUUUAAACCUUUGUGUUGUUUUUUUUGUCACACAGAGGUGUUUGAGUGUGAAUCAAAGGGCGAUCCGCAUUACACCACUCCAGAUGGUAGCAGAAUUGAUUUCCAAGGAACAUGUACAUACAAUCUGAUCUCAACAUGUAAUGGUUAUGAAGGUACUGCAGACUUUCCUGAAUUUAGGUAAGAGGAUGAGGAGACAUCUCCUAUUAGCUUAUUACUUAAGUAAAAACAUAAACAUUUCAAAGUACAGACAAUUAAAAAAGCAAAGCAAAAUUUAGGAAAAAGUGUAGUUUAAAAAAAAGUAUUGCUGUUAAAGACCUAUUGUACUUCCUUUUUUUAAAUUUAAGCAGUUAAUUGUGAUCUUAUAUUUAGACAAAAUCCCACUUAAGAACUUUAUUUUCAACUUAAGUUCCAAAUUGCAAUAAUGUUUAAUUUGAUUCUGAGUCGAAGAAAUGGUAAAUAAAAAAGAAAAUUGAAAUAAUCCUUUAAAAAUUUAAAGUUUAAGUUGUAUCCCCCGCUAAAAAAUUUAAAAGAAAAAUUAUUUUUAUUUUUACAAAAAAACAUAAUUGUAAGGAAUUCAAUUCAAAUCCUAAUAUGAGUAGGAAAUCAUAAUAUGAGUAGGAAAUCAUAAGAUGAGUAGGAAAUCAUAAUAUGAGCAGGAAAUCAUAAUGUGAGUAGGAAAUCAUAAUAUGAGUAUGAAAUCAUAAUAAGAGUAGGCAAUCCUAAUAAGAGUAGGCAAUCAUAAUAUGAGUAGGAAAUCAUAAUAUGAGUAGGAAAUCAUAAUAUGAGUAGGAAAUCCUGAUAUCAUUUUUUUCUAUUGUAGCUUAUCAUCUUGAAACUUAAAGCUUCACCUUUGCGCAAAAAAUGGCAGCAUAAUCACACAAAACAUUAAACCUAGUUGAUGACAUUUCAGUAGGAACUCAUUUAAGCUUUAUUAAAUAAAUAGUAAAUAGAUUUAUUCAUGGCAAUAAUGUUGCACUCCUGAACCCUCAUGGUAGUCCAAGGCCAUCAACAAAUUUAAACAUUAUAUCUCCCUAAAUUUAAGAGAGAAAAAAAUUAGUGCUGUCAUUUAGAUUUCACCACGACCUUGUUCCUGUUCUUAUUUAAAGUCCUAGUGUAGAUAUUCUCAAAGUGGUUAAAGUAACAUGACUCUUGCAUGCUUCCGCAGUGUCUGGUCUUCCAACCAGAAGAAUGAUCCUUCAGACAAAGUGUCUAUAACUAAAGCUUUCUUCUUCAUACUGGCUGGCUUUAAAUAUUUCUUCGGGGAAAAUGGAAAUUUCUCUAUUGAUGGGGUAAGGAAAAAAAAAAGUAUCAUUCAUCAUUAAAACACUGAUAAAUUGAAUAGUUGUUUUUUUUUGUGCAAUAAAAUUCAUUUAAAGAAAAAUUAAUUUUGGAAUCAGAUCACUUAAUUAAUCUGAUUAAAACUAAUUUUAUGCUAUUGAAAAGGGAAAGCCUAUAUGAUUUAUAGAAACUAAACAGUAAAUAUAUCUUUGAAGACAUUUCUGUUCUCUGAUGCAUAUUCAAAAUGAUGACCCGUCUGCUGUUGUUGUUUUUUUUUUGGUACACAGCUAGGGCGCAACCCAAUAGAGUUCGCAGAUGAUCAGAUUGAAAUUGAUGCUCAACCCAAGGGUAACACAUUUCUCUUCACCAUUCGCACAAAACACUGCAUUACAAUCAGAUGGGAUAACAGACAAGGAUUAUCCGUAAGUAAUUUUAAUCUAAUAAGAGGUCUGUGGAUUGAAUGCCAGUCCACAAGCUUGGGAUUAACUCAGUUUAGACCAGCUUGAUAAAUACUCUGACACACUGUCCAGUUACAUGCACUCUUCUUUAAUAAUUUGAAGGCGGAUAGCAAGAGAUCUCAAUCUAGUCAUAUCAACAAUAACACUAUAUGACUGAAACAGUAUGUGACUGAAAGACUAUGAGACUAAAAAACUAUGUGACUUAAACAGUAUGUGACUGAAACAGUAUGUGACUGAAACACUAUGUGACUGAAACAGUAUGUGACUAAAACAGUAUGUGACUGAAACACUAUAUGACUGACACAGUAUGUGACUGAAACAUUAUAUGACUGAAACAGUAUGUGACUGAAACAGUAUGUGACUGAAACAGUAUGUGACUGAAACACUAUGUGACUGAAACACUAUGUGACUGAAACAGUAUGUGACAGAAACUCUAUGUGACUGCAACACUAUGUGACUACAACACUAUGUGACUGAAACACUAUGUGACUGAAACAGUUUGUGACUGAAACAGUAUGUGACUGAAACACUAUGUGACUGAAACAGUAUGUGACUGAAACACUAUGUGAUUGAAACAGUUUGUGACUGAAACACUAUGUGACUGAAACACUAUGUGACUAUAACACUAUGUGACUAUGAAACUAUGGGAACAUAACUCUAUGUGACUGAAACAUCAUGUGGCUUUAACACUGUGACUAUAACUCUAUGUGACUAUAACACUAUGUGAUUGAAACACUAUUUGACAAUAAUACUAUGUUAUGACCAGCCACAUAACUUGACCUGAGCUGACCAGCCACAUAAUUUGACCUGACCUGACCAGCCACAUAACUUGACCUGCUGACCAGCCACACAACUCGACCUGAGUUAACCAGCCACACAACUUUACCCGAGCUGACCAGCCACAUAACUUGAUCUGAACUGACAAGCCACAUAAUGUGACCUGAACUGAUCAGUCAAAUUAAUUAAAUAAUAAUGAUGUUCAAACAGAUAAUUUAAAAGAAUGUAAAAUAAUAAAAUUUUAAUAUGUUUUUUUUCUUCAAUUUCACACUAAUUUUUGAGUAGGUAUUAAUCCCAGAGUCUUACAAGAACAGUGUUUGUGGAAUCUGUGGCAACUUUGACGGGGACCCAACCAACGAUUUGACUAUUCCAGGUUCCAAUAAAAUCGUCACUGAGGAUGUUCUUGGCAGAUAUCAUAUGGUGGCUGGAGAAAGUGGUAAUGGGUAAGUCUUCUGCAGACUUAAUUGGAUAUGUUAAAUGUGUUUUAUUUUACAGCAUUCAGACUAAAGCACUCAAUAGAGAUUGUAACUUAACACAUAUUUUUUUUUUUUUGUGUUGAAUUUAGAUGUGUAGAUGUUACAAACAUUCCUAAGGCUUGCUCUCCUGAAGAUCAAAAGAAGUUCAGUGCCUUGGAUGCUUGUGGUCACUUGAACCCUGACAUAAAUGAUAAUUUUGCAUCGAAAGUGGUAAUUAUUAUUUUUUACAGUUGAAGAUUUGACUGUUUUUGUAAUGUUUACUUUUUAACGCUCGUAUUGUGUGACAGUAGUAUAUUUAUAAAAAUUAAUACCAAAUCAUUUUCAGUGAAUUUAAGGUAAUGGCUGAAGAAAGUUUGAUAAGUGAAUCAUUUGGAGGAUGACAGGAAUGGCUGUACUUAUUCAAUACUGCAGAGAUUAUGUGUUAAAUAGGAAUCAUAUAAAUCAUUAAUUCACCCUAAAAUUUUCUUAGGCAUAUCAUUCUAUGAUCAUGGAAAAAAAAGUUAUAAGUACUUUGACAUCUGGAAUAGUUCUUCUAAACUAUCCACGUUUAUCAUAUCAUUCUAGAUCAGAAAUGUAAUAAUUAUGGUGCUGUUUUAAAAAAAUAUUUUUUAUGGCCCUUUGGAAUUUAUUUGGCCAUAUACUUUUUUUUUUAGAAAUGUUUUAAAUUUAAAAUGUUUCUGUCCAUUAUUAAAUUUAACUUUCCUCCACUAUGCUUGUGAUUUCCAACCACUUAUAUAUAUAUUUUAAAUUUUACCAACCUUUCAAUAGCUAACUGGGUGUGGUGGUGAGUCUAAAAAAAAAAAUAAAAAUAGAUUGGCCAACAUCUUCAAUAACUGUGUAAGAGAUCAUUGUUGGUUGGCAAACUUCACUGCCAUUGGGCGUUGUCAUGCACUUGAGUCUGCAAUUGAAGAGGUAUCUCGUACCCUGGCCUUAAAUGAUCCAAAACUUGAUGACUUAUGGCGUAAAUCUUCUGGCUGUGGUAAGUAUUGAACCAAAUGAAAUGUUAUUAUGUAUAAGGCUUUUGAAUUUAAAAAUAUUUUUUUUUGUGGACAUCGUAAGGGAUUUAAAAUAAAGAGUAAAAUGCAUUUCAAUGUAAAAAAAAAAAUUCACACCAUUUAAAACAUUUGCUCUCCAGCAUAAUUCUGGGUGGGAUACAUUUUAUUGGGAUUAAUUCAAUGCUUAUUCUUAUAUUACUUGGAGAAUCAAUAUUAUCUUAAGAUACUUUAUAACAAGAUCGACACAUUGUAUUUGUGAUCCAUUAAAAAAAAAAUAUGUUCUGUUGGUAACAAGAAUUUUUUAAUUGAUUACAUUUUUCUGAUGAUCAGUUCUCUUGAUAUUUACUUUUUUAAUUUUAUAGAUAAAGACGCUGAGGUUCUUUGUGGUGGUCGUGAAAAUACUGUCUACUCCAGUAGCUACUUACAGCACUGUCAAGACAGUUGUGCUGAACGCACAAAGUCAGUCACCUGUCGGGAUCUGGAGAGAAGAUCUGGCUGUGUUUGUAAAGAGGGCUACCUCCUGGAUGCCAAAUUGAACUGUGUACCUGAGAUAGAGUGUGAUAAAUCUUGUGUUGCGCUAUCAGAAAAGGGAGAAAGGAUUCAAUUACAGGCAAGUCUAAUCCUUGACAAUGAAGUGGAUUGUCUUUCAUUUUUAAAAAAAAAAUGAUGUCACUUUGCAAAAAAAUUAAUUAUUCAAUCAAAAUUUAUGUAUCCAUGAUAAAACAAAAUACAAAUUAGCUACAGUGUACUUUUUCAUUCAAAGUAAAAUUUGAUUGCAGCUACUUGCCAGUAGUGAGCAUACAUUUUUUUAGUAACAGACUGAUAUUAAAAAUGUUGUUUUUAUGGUUUGUUUUAAACUUUAACAUUCUUAGUUAAAAAAAAAAAAAAGCCAAUAAAUUGUCUUUUAGGAUGGUGAGACUGUAAAAAUGUUGUUUUUAUGGUUUUUUUUAAACUUUAACAUUCUUAGUUAAAAAAAAAAAAAAAAGCCAAUAAAUUGUCUUUUAGGAUGGUGAGACUGUAGUUAAAGAGCCCUGCAGAAAGACUUUGACAUGCAAGAAAGGUGUUCUUGAGGAGACAAAGCUCACUCAAUGCUCUGCCAAUGCUGAGUGUGUCAACAAUGGGAAAACUUGUGCGUGCAAAGCAGGAUUCCAAGGAAAUGGAUAUGAAUGUAAAUGCCUUUAGUUUUAUCUUUUAACUAGAAAUCGUGGUGGUGGUGUGUGUCGUUAGUCAAAUAAUGGUUGUGGUUUGUGAAUUUCCCAUCUACUUAAGUUACCUAACAAAACAUGCAUUCUGGUAAAACACUUUAUAAGAAUACAAGUUAGUGCCGACAUCUGAAAAUUUUAUUAUGCAUGUCUGUUGAACACAGUGAUUUAGCCAUACAAACAUACAUACAUACAUAAAUAAAUACAUACAUACAUGCAUAUCCAGGGAAUUAUAAUUUGUGGUAAGACUCUUUUUAAAAGUAAAAGCAUGUUUGCUUUAACAUGCAAUACGUAUGUACAUUAAAUGAUUUUUUUAAAGCCAUUAACACUAACAGUUAUAUUAUCAUGGCUCCAUAGCUGUAUUCUUAUCUUAAAUGUUGUGAGUUCUUUUGUCAGAUUGUAGGGAUAUGAUGACACACACCCCCCCCUCCCCCCCCCCCCCAAAUUGUCAAUCUGCAAAUGAAAUGUUUACAUUUUUAUUUUCCCCUUUCAAGAAGUCAGUUUUGUGUAUGAAAAAUAAAAUUAAUAAAAGUAAUAGAUGAAUUGAAAAUGCUUUAAAAAAGAAAACUCUUCAAUUAAACAAACUGAAUACCCUCAAACGUCAACAAAAUGUUUUAAUAAGUGUUUUGAUUAUUUAGUAUAAUAGAAAAUUAUACACGUCAACCUUUUUGAGGUACAGCUAUAAUAUUGUUUCAGUCAUGGCUGGGAGUCUUAGUUGGAAAAUAAGUUAUGUCAUAUUAAAAAGCAAGGGAAUGAUAUAACUAAAUUUUAUUUACUCUGAUUUGGUAUUUUUUCUCAAUACUAGUUAGUAGUUUAAAUAUUUCAGGGUGGUUGGGGGGACACCUGACCCCCCCCAUCAUCCUUGACCUGUGCUGUUGGUGUCCAUGUCAUAAUACAUUGCAUCAUAUCUAAUUUCCCUUUCCAUGGUCCAUAUUAAAAUCAAAUUGUUUCAUUAAUACAGGCAACAGUUUAAUUAAUUGUCGGAAGGGUUACAAAGCAAGUGGAACAAAAUGCCUAAAAUUAUCCCUUGAAAAGGCUACAUGGCAAACAGCUGCAGUCUCCUGUGGAGCUGAUGGAGCACAAUUGGCCAGGUGAAACUUUAUAAUAAAUUAAAAAAUGUAAUCAAUAUUUUUAAAAUUCAAGGUUAUAGUGAGUUUUAUAUUGAAAUGAAUAUGUGAAGAAUAAACUUCCUAGAUUUAACAUAUUACUUCAAAGGAAAUAUUUUAAAUGGGAAAUUUGUAAGAAAGGCUUAAUAUGUUAUAAAUCUUUACAAAUUCUUUAAAAUUACUUUGAAGUGUGGUGAAAAAUUUGUUUCUUAGUAGAUCUACUCUAAUAUACAUAAUACAAAGUUUUUCAUCAACUUCAUAUUUAAAUACAUAAAUUAGACGAAUAAACAAGAACUCUGUUCAAACAAAAAGCCAAGAGUCUGUUCAAAAUUACAACUCACACUGAAGAACUCAUCAGUUAUUCAUACCACGCAAUUAUUUAAUCAAAGUUUUGUUACAUUCUAAUUUUAAGAAACAACAAAAAACAAAGAUUUUUCAGGACUGAAAAAAUAUGCACAAUAAAGAAAGAAAAAAAAACUACAUUAAUUUUGAUAAAAAUAAAGUAUCUUAUUUUUCUUAAAUGAUCAUCAUUAGCUCAUAUGUCAGAGCUAUGUUUGCUUAAAUCAUAGAAUGCAUUAUAAAGCAAACAAAAAAAGCUUUUCUUAACCCAAAUCUCAACUAAUUAUGAUUCUGUUUUCAAUUUAAAAAAAAAAAAAAACUGAAUCUAGAUAUGAUUCAGAUUUAGAUUUGCCGAUUGGCGAAUUCUUGGAGAGUGCUGUACAAGAGUAUAUCCAAUCAACUGGUAAAUCAUUUUUCAAAAGUGCAUGUUAAGAUUAUUUAACUGAUUUGUGACAGGUCAAAUACUCACCUGAGACAUUAAUUCACGAGGAGUUCUAAUUUAGAAAUUUCUUAAAUAAGAAUAAAUUUCCUUUUUUUUAUUUAUUGUCUUUAUGUAUGUGUGAGCCCUUGUGUAUAAAACGUCUUCAUAAUAAUAAUUGCUGGAGAUUCAAUCAAGUUUGAUUUCUAAACACAGGUACUUCACGAAGCAUUCCAUGCAGAGAGAAGAGUUCGUGCAAUGCACCCAAGAACCAAAAUAUUGCUUCAAUAAGAUGCAAAGAUACUAAAUUCGUGAAAGAUUGUGAGGGUAAAUUACAAAUCUCAAGUGACAGGACCAAAUUCACUGUAGGAGUAGGCUGCAAGGCAACUGAUUUCAUUGUAGAAACUGUUGAUUGUAAGUAUAUCAGAAAAACAUAAUUUAGGCAUUCUGUGAGGGCAAUAAAAAACUAAACCGGAUUUAUUUGCCAAAAACAAACUUAAUAAUAAAUGCUUUGUAUAAUACAUUUUUCAUUAGUAGUUCUUAUCUUAAAAUGCACUAUAAAUUAAUUUUCCGAUCUACUAUUUUAAUUCGCAGCUAAAAACUUCAUCUCACGUCAAUCAAUUUGUAAGUAUAUAUUGUAUUUUUAAAAAUAUAAUAACUAGAAAUAAACCCAGAAACCAUGGCGGCGGCAAUGCAUGUAAUUCUCAUCUGAUUAAGUUAGUUGAGAAAACAUGUAUUAACACAUUAUAUAUGAAUCCAAAUUAGUGCUAACUUCUCAGAAUUACACCCAUACAUACAUACAUACAUACUUACAUACAUACAUACAUGCAUACGUAUGUACAUUCAUACUUACAUAUGUACAUACAUAAAUACAUACAUACAUACAUACAUACAUACAUACAUACAUACAUGCAUACAUGCAUACAUACAUAUAUACUUACAUACAUACGUACAUAGAUAUAUACACAUAUAUACAUACAUACAUACAUACACACAUACAUAGGCCUACAUCAUACACAUAUAUACAAAAUACAUACAUACCUAGAAAAUUAUAAUUUGUGAUAAACACAUUAAAUUUUGUCCCAUUUUAAUUAUAAUAAAUCUUGAUUUUAAUUACUAAACGCCUUUAUUUACUCAGUUUAAAAAUAAAAAAUAAAUUUAAAAAAGAAUUAUCUUUAACCUAUGAAAACUGUAAAUGUUUCUAUAACAUUGACUCUAACAUUACUAAACAUAACAUUACUAAACGCCUUUAUUUACUCAGUUUAAAAAUAAAAAAGAAUUAUCUUUAAUCUAUGAAAAGUGUAAAUGUUUCUAUAACAUUGACUCUUGGUUUAAUCCUCAACCAUAUUUGUAUCCCAUCAAUGCUAUAGCUGCAUGGAUCGGUGGUAACACAAACGUCCUUGCACCAAAUAAAAGAUCAAGAAACAAGGCUGCAUGUAAUGUUGACGCCCCCAGACUGGUUGAUAUAAAAAAUAUUCAGAACUCUUUUGGCUGCUUCCAAGCUACUAAAAACUUAGACGGACUUGUUAUCAAUCCCAAUCCAAACUGUGAUGAAUUACUUCCCUAUAUUUGUGAAUAUG
Molecule: messenger RNA, 23809 nt
Organism: Lymnaea stagnalis (great pond snail)
Lineage: Eukaryota; Metazoa; Mollusca; Gastropoda; Lymnaeidae
Source: the annotation of a GenBank genome assembly